AUGUCCGAGCCCGUGGACGCUGCGGCCAAGCCCGCGCCGUCCCAGCCCGAGCGUGCGCCGAGCCUCAAGCAGCGGCCCGCGUACAUUCGCACGACGGAGCGCCCGCCGGUGGGCUACUUGGACACACGCAGCGCGACGGUCAAGAAGCCGAGCCCGACCAACGACGCACUGUUGCGCGAGAGCUUGCAGGUGCAGGCAGAGCCGUCCACGUGCGUGACGUCCGCCACGACGCAGCUCAAAGUCCUCUGUCGCAAAUUCGCCGUGCUCUCGGAAAAAGUCAAGCAAGAAGCCAAGUUGCGAGAGGACGCGGAGCGAGAGAUCAAACGGCUCAACACCAUCAUCGACGGCAAUGCCAGCAUGGUCGUCUCGUCCACGCGGAGUGACACGCAGAUUUACAUUCGGUCGCUGCAGGAAGAGCUAGAUCACGUCAAAGAAGAGCUUGCCAUCACGAAGGACGAGCUCGCACAAGCGCAGAUGGACUUGCACGCCGCCAAGCCUCGGACAGCAUACGCCUACCAGUGCGACACGAGCCAAGUGGUGGACCACCAGACCAAGUGGGACCGCGAGCAGAUGCAAAAGAUCCAGGACACGCUGUCGUGCACGAUCAACGAGCUCCAGGAAGAGCUCACGGCCAAGGACCACCAAGUCGACGCUCUCCGCGAGACGAGCCAGCGGGACAAGGCCAAGAUCAAGGACUUGGAACACAUGCUGGAGGCUGUCGAGGAGCAAGCGCACGCGGCCAAAGAGACAACGGCCAAGGCCGCACAGGAACUGCGCGAUGCCGCUGCGCUUCAAUCGAACGACCGUCACAAGCUGCAUCUCGUGCAAGAGACUGUCAAGGAAGAGCGGAGCAUCAAGGAGGCGCUGCAACACCAGAUUGCAACGUUGCACCAAGUCAACGACGCGCUUCAGCGACGGUGCGACACGCUCGUCCGGCGUCUAAAGCUCAAUUCUACGUUUGCGACCGAGGCGCAAACGCUCAAGCAGCAGGUGCUGGACGCGGAGCGAGACCACGAAGUGCUCGUCAAGACUAUUCGUGAGCUCAAGAACCAGCACUUUGACCACGUGAGCGACCUCAAAGGCACGCUGCACGAGACGCAAGCGACCAACCAAGAGCUCUCAAAACGCAUCCUCGAGCUCGAGACCGAGAUGCAAGCGCUGCGAUCGCAAAACGCCAUCAUCGCCGACUACUCGGUCCACCGGGGCGCAACGCACCCGCUGCCGUACACGUCGUCGGCGACGCGUCCGUUGUCUCGCCCAAUGCCGCAUCCCAUGUCGGUGCCACCGGUCGUCGACACCCCCAGCCGAUACCGCCCGUCGCAUUUUGCUACCGAACCGCGCGCGCCGUCGCUGACAGACGAUGGCUUCCGACAACCGCCCAUGGUACAACAACAAGCUCAAGCACAACAGCAGCGAGGGCCCGAAGCGAUCGAGUCGCGAGGACCUGAGAACGAGCAGCCGCGGAGCAGUGCACCGACAAGGGGACGUCCGGGCGCCGAGACGGACCAUAGCAUCCUGCGGGCGCUCAAACACCGCAACAAGCAGCUGCAGGAGCGGCUGCAGCAAGAAGCCGACGCCACGUACCAGCUGGAAGAAGAGAUCAACUUGAUCACAUCGGGCUACCACUCGCUCCUCCACAACGAAUCGUAAGUGUAACACUCAACUGUAGUAGUAGUAGAUAUAAGGCUUCCGC
Saprolegnia diclina VS20 is the source of this 1693-nucleotide messenger RNA. RefSeq lists its product as hypothetical. Bases 1 to 1650 code for a protein of 549 amino acids. The record is from RefSeq and is a predicted model, not a curated record. NCBI's taxonomy places the organism in Eukaryota, Oomycota, Saprolegniomycetes, Saprolegniales, Saprolegniaceae. The transcript is spliced from 12 exons.